Rhizophagus irregularis DAOM 181602=DAOM 197198 is the source of this 614-nucleotide messenger RNA. RefSeq lists its product as uncharacterized. The record is from RefSeq and is a predicted model, not a curated record. NCBI's taxonomy places the organism in Eukaryota, Fungi, Glomeromycota, Glomeromycetes, Glomerales, Glomeraceae.
AAUAUAUUACUUUACUAUUAGCAAUCAUGGUGAAUAACAAUACUAAUAAAUCUCCUAUGAAAGAAUCUCUUGAUCAAUUAUAUGAAGUAUUUUUAUAUAAGAAGAAGGAUAUAAUAGCUAUUCAGAAAAAGCUUGGUAUUAAUAUCAAUGCAAAUCAAGAGGCAAUGCGUCAAAGCAAGGAAGAGAUAACACUUGCCGAUUCAUAUGAGUUGUUGUUAGACUUGGUGGGAGAUAUGUUACCAAUACAGGAGGAACUCAACAUCGAAGGCAAUCCCAUUCUAGAGGUGGAACUUAAGAGUUAUAAAGCUUCUACGGAUAUUUCAUAUAGAGAAAUAUAUAAUUUGCUUUUAUACCUGGAAGAGGAUAUAAUAACAAUUCAGGAUGAACUCGGUAUUAUUGGUUAUUCUAAUCAAGAAAGGGCAGAAGAAGUCAAUGAAAAAGCAAGAGCAUAUCUCCAAAAGUUUGAGAAAUUCCACGGUCCAUUAGAAGAUGUUCCAAUUGUGAUUUUACAGAAAUAUGGUAAAAUGGAGCCAAACUGGAAUAUCAUUGCAAAUUAUCUCGCAUACUUAAAUCUAAGAGGUUCUGAAGGCCCUGAGCUAAAAUCUGUCUACUAG